Messenger RNA from Rhizophagus irregularis DAOM 181602=DAOM 197198, 519 nucleotides. The record is from RefSeq and is a predicted model, not a curated record. NCBI's taxonomy places the organism in Eukaryota, Fungi, Glomeromycota, Glomeromycetes, Glomerales, Glomeraceae.
GGUAGAAGACCUUUUUGGGAUCGAAAUCAUGAUACAGAACUUAUUAUUGAAAUUUUUGAUGGUUUACGACCACCUAUUGUAACAAAUGCACCUAACGGCUAUAUUGAAUUAAUGAAAGAAUGCUGGCAUUCCGAUCCAGAAAAAAGGCCACAUGCCACUGAUAUAUAUGACAAAAUUGAUAAAAUGAAAGACGAGGAAUGGAAAAAUUCCUGUAAUAAAAACCCAACCGAAAUUGUAAAAUCAUCAGAUAUUGGACCUGUAACGACUAAUAACCCAAAUGCAAUUUACAAGAGUAGAAAUUUAAGCGGCAUGAUCAGUACUGCAAUGUCUUUAAGGAGUUUAAGAAGUCAUCAAUCUAUUAACUUAGGAAAUAUAGCAGGUAAAAGAAAAUAUGAAAAUGAUUUAAUUGAAGACAAAAAUGAUAGUGAUUAUCUUUCAGAAGAAAUCAAAUUUGAUAUCGAUAUAAAUUUUAAUAAUAAUGGAUAUUAUGAAAUUUUCAGAGUUCCAGCUUUUAAAUAA